Molecule: messenger RNA, 2031 nt
Organism: Setaria italica (foxtail millet)
Lineage: Eukaryota; Viridiplantae; Streptophyta; Magnoliopsida; Poales; Poaceae
Product: laccase-3
Exons: 4
Coding region: 38-1864 (608 amino acids)
Molecular function (GO): copper ion binding; oxidoreductase activity
Source: RefSeq, a predicted model, not a curated record
ACCACCAGAGCAAACCAAGCCAGCCAUUGCCGGCGCGAUGGCGAGGUCCGGUCUCGUGAAGCUCCUCUGCUCCUCCGCUUUUCUCCUGCUCUGCUGCUUCCUCCUCCGGGGCGCCCUCGCCGAGGAGCGCUUCUACGAGUUCGUUGUCCAGGAGACGCCAGUGAAGAGGCUGUGCAGUUCCCAGAAGAUCAUCACGGUGAACGGGCAGUUCCCGGGGCCGACGAUCGAGGUGUACAACGGCGACACACUGGCGAUCAAGGCCGUGAACCUGGCGCGGUACAACGUGACCCUGCACUGGCACGGCCUCCGGCAGCUGCGCAACGGGUGGGCUGACGGGCCCGAGUUCGUGACGCAGUGCCCCAUCCGCCCCGGCGGCAGCUACACGUACCGGUUCACCAUCCAGGACCAGGAGGGCACGCUGUGGUGGCACGCCCAUAGCUCCUGGCUCCGCGCCACCGUGCACGGCGCGCUCAUCAUCCACCCCAGGAGGGGCCUCCCCUACCCGUUCCCCAAGCCCCACAGCGAGUUUCCCGUCAUCCUCGCGGAGUGGUGGAGGAGGGACCCCAUCGCCGUGCUCCGGCAGUCCAUGAUCACCGGCGCGCCGCCCAACGUCUCCGAUGCCCUCCUCAUCAACGGCCAGCCCGGAGACUUACUUCCCUGCUCUAGCCAAGAGACGAGCAUCAUCCCUGUGGUUGCCGGCGAGACGAGCCUGCUGCGCAUCAUCAACGCGGCCAUGAACACCGAGCUCUUCGUCAGCCUCGCCGGCCACAAGAUGACCGUGGUCGCCGCCGACGCCAUGUACACCAAGCCGUUCGAGACCACCGUCAUCCUCCUCGGCCCCGGCCAGACCACCGACGUCCUCGUCACGGCGCACGCCGCCCCGGGCCGGUACUACCUCGCCGCGCGCGCCUACGCCUCCGCCCAGGGCGUCCCCUUCGACAACACCACCGCCACCGCCAUCUUCCAGUACAAGAACGCCCCUGGCUGCCCCACCACCACAGCCAGUGCAGGGGCCGGAGCCGGAGCCGGCGCCGGCAUGGGCGGCAACACCUUCAACGGCCCGGUAGGCCGGUCAUCCAGGUCCUCCGGCCACCCAGGCCGCACCGGUCCGCAGCCGAUGCUCCCGUUCCUGCCGGCGUUCAACGACACGAACACGGCGACCGCCUUCUCCAACAGCCUCCGGAGCCCGCAUCCGGUGAAGGUGCCGGGCCCGGUGACCCAGGAGCUCUUCACCACCGUGGGGUUCGGCCUCUUCAACUGCCACCCCGGCCCCUUCUGCCAGGGCCCCAACAACACCCGGUUCGGCGCUAGCAUGAACAACGUCUCGUUCCAGCUCCCCAACACCGUCUCCCUGCUCCAGGCGCACUACCACCACAUCCCCGGCGUGUUCACUGACGACUUCCCGUCGUUCCCGCCGGUGUUCUUCGACUUCACGUCCCAGAACAUCCCGCGCCCGCUGUGGCAGCCCGUGAAGGGCACGAAGCUGUACCGCGUCAGGUACGGCGCGGUGGUGCAGAUCGUGUUCCAGGACACGGGCAUCUUCGCCGCCGAGGAGCACCCGAUGCACAUCCACGGGUACCACUUCUACGUGCUGGCCACGGGGUUCGGCAACUACGACCCGCGGCGGGACGCCGCCAAGUUCAACCUGGUGGACCCGCCGAGCCGGAACACCAUCGGCGUGCCCGUCGGCGGGUGGGCCGUGGUGCGGUUCGUGGCCGACAACCCCGGGGUGUGGCUGGUGCACUGCCAUAUCGACGCGCACCUCACGGGGGGGCUCGCCAUGGCGCUGCUGGUGGAGAACGGCGGGUCCGAGCUCGAGGCCACCAUGGCGCCGCCGCUCGACCUGCCCAUCUGCGUGCUGUAGAGGUUUUUAAAUUUCUUGCUCGUGUACGUGAUGAUCGCGCGGUGGUAUGGUGAGGCUGUGUGCGUUGUAAUUGUGCUUACGUGUUUGCAUUGGCGAUUCGGCAUUGUAAUUUGGAUUCCGAUUUGAAUUUUCAAAGAAAGGGGGAAGUAUUAAGCAUUGCACAUCGA